This is a messenger RNA of Perognathus longimembris pacificus (Pacific pocket mouse), 4271 nucleotides long. It is a transcript of the gene Trim37, whose product is annotated as tripartite motif containing 37. Gene Ontology annotation, cellular component: peroxisome; aggresome. Gene Ontology annotation, biological process: negative regulation of centriole replication; protein autoubiquitination. Gene Ontology annotation, molecular function: zinc ion binding; ubiquitin protein ligase activity; tumor necrosis factor receptor binding. Bases 390 to 3278 code for a protein of 962 amino acids. NCBI's taxonomy places the organism in Eukaryota, Metazoa, Chordata, Mammalia, Rodentia, Heteromyidae. The transcript is spliced from 24 exons. The record is from RefSeq and is a predicted model, not a curated record.
GUUACGGUUCGUGUUUGAGAGCCCUUCGUGGCGCCUUCUGCCGCGACCUGCGUGCGCCUCAGGACUCCCGCGGCGGUUCGGCCAGCGCGCGUCCGCGUCACGUGGGCCCAGGCUCCCCAGUCGACUCCCGCUGGUGACUGUGGCGGGAGGAAGGGGGCUCGCCGGGCCUGUGCGCCCCAAGACCGGCGCGCGAUUAAAAAUGGCGAAAUGGGGGUAGCCGGCCUCGAACUUGAAGCGAUGGGGUGCGCAGGCGGGACCGUUGUUGGAGCCCCCUGACGUGGGCUCCGGGCUGUUCUCUGCGAGUUGACCUGGCGACCUCGGGCCGUCACUUAAUAGGACCGACCACGGACUCCGCGGGUCGUCGCGGGCUCCGCCGGGAGCCGGAGGCAAUGGACGAACAGAGUGUGGAGAGCAUUGCUGAGGUUUUUCGAUGUUUCAUUUGCAUGGAGAAAUUGCGGGAUGCUCGCCUGUGUCCUCAUUGCUCCAAGCUUUGUUGCUUCAGCUGUAUUAGGCGCUGGCUGACAGAGCAGAGAGCUCAAUGUCCUCAUUGCCGUGCUCCACUUCAGCUCCGAGAACUAGUAAAUUGUCGUUGGGCAGAAGAAGUAACACAACAGCUUGAUACUCUACAACUCUGCAGCCUCACCAAACAUGAAGAAAAUGAAAAGGACAAAUGUGAAAAUCAUCAUGAAAAACUUAGUGUAUUUUGCUGGACUUGUAAGAAGUGUAUCUGCCAUCAAUGUGCACUUUGGGGAGGAAUGCAUGGUGGACAUACCUUUAAACCCUUGGCAGAGAUUUAUGAACAGCAUGUCACUAAAGUGAAUGAGGAGGUAGCCAAGCUUCGUCGACGUCUCAUGGAACUGAUCAGCUUGGUUCAAGAAGUGGAAAGAAAUGUAGAAGCUGUAAGAAAUGCAAAAGAUGAACGUGUUCGGGAAAUUAGAAAUGCAGUAGAGAUGAUGAUUGCACGGUUAGAUACACAGCUGAAAAAUAAGCUUAUUACACUGAUGGGUCAGAAGACAUCUCUAACCCAAGAAACAGAGCUAUUGGAAUCCUUACUUCAGGAGGUGGAACACCAGUUGCGGUCUUGUAGUAAAAGUGAACUGAUAUCUAAGAGCUCAGAGAUCCUAAUGAUGUUUCAGCAAGUUCAUCGAAAACCCAUGGCAUCUUUUGUUACCACUCCUGUUCCUCCAGAUUUUACCAGUGAAUUAGUACCAUCUUAUGAUUCAGCUACUUUUGUCCUAGAGAAUUUCAGCACUUUGCGCCAGAGAGCAGAUCCUGUGUACAGCCCACCUCUACAAGUUUCAGGCCUUUGCUGGAGAUUAAAAGUUUACCCAGACGGAAAUGGAGUUGUUCGUGGUUACUAUUUAUCUGUGUUCCUAGAACUCUCAGCUGGCUUGCCUGAAACUUCCAAAUAUGAAUAUCGUGUAGAGAUGGUUCAUCAGUCCUGCAAUGAUCCUACCAAAAAUAUCAUUAGAGAAUUUGCAUCUGACUUUGAAGUUGGAGAGUGUUGGGGCUAUAAUAGAUUUUUCCGUUUGGAUUUGCUGGCAAAUGAAGGAUACUUGAAUCGACAAAACGAUACAGUGAUUUUGAGGUUUCAAGUACGCUCACCAACUUUUUUUCAAAAAUGCCGGGACCAGCAUUGGUAUAUUACUCAGUUGGAAGCUGCACAGGCUAGCUAUAUCCAACAAAUAAACAAUCUUAAGGAGAGACUUACCAUUGAGCUGUCUCGAACUCAGAAAUCAAGAGAUUUGUCACCACCAGAUAAUCAUCUUAGUCCUCAAAAUGAUGACACUCAGGAGACAAGAACUAAGAAGUCUGGGUCAUGUUCUGACAUGCUUCUUGAAGAAGGUCCUACUACAGCUUCUGUAAGGGAAGCCAAAGAGGAUGAAGAUGAAGAGAAGAUUCAGAAUGAGGAUUAUCAUCAUGAACUUUCAGAUGGAGAUCUGGAUCUGGAUCUUGUUGGUGAAGAUGAAGUAAAUCAUCUCGAUGGAAGCAGUUCCUCUGCUAGUUCCACAGCAACAAGUAACACAGAGGAAAAUGACAUUGAUGAAGAAACAAUGUCUGGAGAAAAUGAUGUCGAAUACAGCAACAUGGAAUUGGAAGAGGGAGAACUUAUGGAGGAUGCAGCUGCUCCUGAACCUCCAGGUAGUACCCAUGGCUAUGUGGGUGCCAGUAGCAGAAUGUCAAGAAGAGCACAUUUAUGCUCUGCUGCUACCGGUAGUUUAUUAGACAUUGAUCCUUUAAUCUUAAUACAUUUAUUGGACCUUAAGGACCGGAGCAGUAUGGAAAACUUGUGGGGCUUACAGCCUCGCCCACCUGCUUCACUUUUGCAGCCCACAGCAUCAUUUUCUCGGAAAGACAAAGACCAAAGGAAGCAGCAGGCAAUGUGGCGAGUGCCCUCUGACUUAAAGAUGCUAAAAAGACUCAAAACUCAAAUGGCUGAAGUUAGAUGUAUGAAAACAGAUGUAAAGAAUACACUUUCAGAAAUAAAAACCAGCAACAUUGCUUCUGGAGAUAUGCAGAUGAACCUUUUUUCUGCUGACCAGACAGCUCUUGCUGCAUGUGGAGCUGAAAGCUCUGGCAGACUGCAAGAUUUGGGAAUGGAGCUCUUGGCAAAGUCAUCAGUUGCCAGUUGUUACAUGCGAACCCCCACACAUAAAAAGAAUAAUUCACCCAAGCCAGCUCGGUGCAGCAUAGCAGAUAGUCUAUCACUUCGAAGAACAGUAGACUCUGGAGAAAAUGGUCGUUCAAAAGGAGACUGUCAGACCUCAUCUGAAGGCUCUACCAGCAGCUCUCAGUCUGGGAACAGGCACAAUUCUCCCCGAGCCUUGACACAUGGCAUUAUGGACAUUCUGCCCAAAACUGAAGAUCGUCAGUGUAAAGCUUUGGACUCAAAUGCUGUGGUGGUUGCAGUUUUCAAUGGUUUGCCUGCUGUUGAGAAAAGAAGGAAAAUGGUCACCUUGGGGGCUAAUUCUAAAAGUGGUCGUCUGGAAGGAAUGCAGAGGAAUGCAGACUUGGAAAAUAAUUCUGAAACUGGGGAGUUACAACCUAUACUACCUGAAGGAGCUUCAGCAGCCCCUGAAGAAGGAAUCAGUAGCGACAGUGACAUUGAAUGUGACACUGAAAAUGAGGAGCAAGAGGAGCACCCCAACAUGGCUGGGUUUAAUGACCCUUUCAUGGCACAGCCCCCAGAUGAAGAUACACAUUCCAGUUUUCCUGAUGGAGAACAAAUAGACCCUGAAACUCUCCACUUCAACACUGAUGAAAACAGUGGAAGGUAAUUGCAGAUCAAGAGAACCGAGUUACAAGCUGCUUUAACCCUGAACUUUGUGAGUUUGUGCUCGGUGUCAUCAUCAGACAGAUAUCAGAUAUAAUCUCAGUUUUUCAUCAUCUCUACCUAAAAUAGUAAUUCAGAAACUUAGAAACAAGCACAGUUAUAUAUGACAGCAGAACAUGGGGGAAAUUAAUCGGAUGAGAAGAGUUUUAAUAUCAAAUAGCACUAUAAUCCUCGAAUAAUUUAGCAAAUUAGUACAAUAACAAGCCUGUAACAGAAGGCCAGUUAAGUGCCAGCAAAUGUAGAAACAUGCAUGUUCCCCAUCACUUGUCAUUGGUACUCUUCCCGCUGUGGCUAGAUACUCAGUUGUACAUGACCACCUUUCUGUUUUGGUUAAGUGUGUAGCUAGUGAACAGAAAGAUUACUUAAGAAUAGAUUCUGUCCUUUAGACACUUGAUGUGAAUAAUUGAGGCACUAUAGACUGCAUCUCCUCUUGGAGUGUUGACAGAGUAAAAUUUCUUGGUGCACUUGUUCAAGUUCAGGCACACUAAUGUGGUCUUUCUGUAUGAGACUUGCAUAUGUAACGUAAAUUACAUUUGGAUUAAUUUAAUUAAUUAGUGGGAGUUGUUCUAUUCCUGGCCAUGUGGACACAUUAAGAACAUUUUAAAGGGUGUUCAUUUUUUGUCUCUUACAAUCCAUCUAUAAUUCAAUAGAUACUUUAACAUUUAUGUUUUCAGUCUCAGUACAUUUAAAGAUUCAUGCAUAUUACAUGAAUAUGCAAGCAUAACUGUAUAUAAGGGUUUCAUGAAUAUGCAAGUACACUGUAUACAAGGGUUUCUUUCAUACUCAUAAUGAAUCCCAAACUUAAAAUAAUUGCCAAACUUUGCUAUUGUGCUCCUGCAUUUGUGUUUGAGCUGCUAUAUAUUUGUGAAAAUGACACUAAACAUUGGCCAAGAGACUAUUGGAAAAGCAUGAAUAAACUGUGUAUGUGGGAGAGAUA